AUGUCUGACAAUGCUGAUGAAUUAACAGCAACGAAGAAAACAUUUUGCUUUAGUUCUGGUGAACUUAUAACUCUUGAAGAUGAUCAAAUUGAAAAAAUACCUUAUUUAAUUGUUCUCGUGUCUUCUGCUUAUAAUUUUCAAUCAGUAUGUGAUAAAAAUGGACAUCUUAAACUCGAUUCACUUAUUCAAUUUGAACAAUUUUCUUUUGCUAUUCAAUCACUUUCAUUUCAUUCAAUUCGACAAUUAUUUACUCAUUUGUCUAAAGCAAAUGAUAUCAUAUCUAUAAUUGCAUUGUUAGAUUUUCUUGAUACUGCACCUCAAUCAGAUCCUUCAUUGAAACAUAUUGAUUCAACUUUCUUUUCAAAAGUUGUAUAUAGUCCUUUCUUAAACGAAGAUUUACAAAUAAUUCGUCUAUGGGAUAUUCAAAAUAUGGCUGUUCGAUUUGCUAUUGCAAUGGCUAAGGGAGAAUAUAAUUUUAAUAAUAGAGAAGUAAUCGAUCAAAUAUAUUGGUUUGUAAUGUUUAUUUUAAGUGCUUAUAAAUAUUUUGGACCUCGCUUUCGUCAUCAUGUAUAG
Molecule: messenger RNA, 573 nt
Organism: Rotaria sp. Silwood2
Lineage: Eukaryota; Metazoa; Rotifera; Eurotatoria; Philodinida; Philodinidae
Source: the annotation of a GenBank genome assembly